AUGAAAGGUUUUGAAGUUAUGGGACAAAUGCCAUCAAAUACAAUAGUUAAAUAUGAAAACAGACAAUUAUUACAUUUAAGUAGUUUUCAGGGUGCUGCUUAUUUUCAAACAAAAUUACUUUUAAAAAAUUCAUUACAUUCGGAUGAUCCAGAUAAAGAAGCUUAUUUCAUUCAUUUAACAAAACCAAGUUUCUGUUGGCAACCUGGUGCGAUUGAUAAAAGAGUACUUUUUUGGUUAAAUUAUAAAAGUACAUAUGAACAUUGGAAUGAACAACGUGGUGCAUUUACGACUCCAACAAGUGAUUCAACACGUUUACGUUCAAUUGUUAAUGUUCCAAUAUCUUCUACACCUAAUAGAGAACUUAAUUUUAUGUUUCAAUUACAUAUUUUUGAUUUAGGUAUUGCUAUACCACUUCAACAAUAUGAUCCACCAACAAAAUUAACAACAACAGAUAGUUUAACAUGA
Messenger RNA from Adineta steineri, 465 nucleotides. The record is from the annotation of a GenBank genome assembly. Lineage: Eukaryota; Metazoa; Rotifera; Eurotatoria; Adinetida; Adinetidae.